This is a messenger RNA of Phyllotreta striolata, 1467 nucleotides long. NCBI's taxonomy places the organism in Eukaryota, Metazoa, Arthropoda, Insecta, Coleoptera, Chrysomelidae. The record is from the annotation of a GenBank genome assembly.
AAUUUAAUAGUCGACAGGCGCGAGAAAUUCGAUAAAAAUUUCUAUCGAAGGUGUUGCAUAAAAAUGACGACGAUUGUAGGGCCUCGAUUUGGCAAAAGGCACAUACAAGUAGCCCUAAUGUUUUGCCUCCUUUCCAUUGCAUUUGCAAUGCGAAUGCAGCUCAGCGAAGCCAUGGUUGCGAUGACGUCGCGAAAAAAUCCAGUUUCCCCGAAUCCCGACGUGAAACUGUUCGAUUGGGACAACCAGAGCGUCCUGCUCUCGACCUUCUGGUGGGGGUACCCGUGGUUGCAAAUUUUAGCAGCGAACCUGGGCAGGGUUUAUGGGACGAAGUACUUCUUGAUUGGCGCGAUGGUGGUGAAUUCGACGUUUUGUUGCUUGGUGCCGUUUUUUACAAUAAAAUGGGACUCGACCGGGUUGAUUGUGAUAAGGAUACUGCAAGGUUUGUCGCAGGGUUUCUUCUAUCCGUCCUGCAAUAACUUGCUCUCGGUUUGGAGUCCCGUUUCGGAGAGGGCUACUUUGGGAAAUAUCGUAUAUUCCGGUGCUUUCUUUGGUACUAUCAUAACAAUGCCUUUGGUGUCGCUUUUUUCAACUACUUGGUACGGAUGGCCUCUUUCUUUUUACGUUUACGGAGUCGUUGGUUACCUGUGGGCUAUUGCAUUUUAUUUUUUCGGAGCGAGUUUUCCUUCUUCUCAUCGGCAUAUCACAGUCGAAGAGAAAGAAUACAUAGAGAAGAACUUGGAUUCGUCCAAGGAAAAAAUGAAUAUACCGUGGUUGGAAAUUUUAAAAAAUCGCCCGUUUUGGGCGGUUUUUGUGGUGCAAGUCGGGCAGUUUUUUUGUAAUUUGAUAUUGAUGUUGGAAACGCCGUUGUAUUUGUUUAAAGUGAUGAAUUUCGAUAUCGAAUGGAAUGGAAUUUUAAGUGCCGCUCCAAAUGUUGCAAGUUUCCUCUUUAUGAUAAUAUUUGGGACCAUAGGAGAUUAUCUGAUAAACAAAGAUAUAUUUAAGAUUCAGUUUUCUAGAAAAUUCUUCACUACAAUAGGUUCUUUAGUACCGGCGACAUCUCUGUUGAUCCUGGCGUUUUCGCCGAAAGAAGCGAAAGUUUUAUCUGUGUUCAUGCUGAUACUAGCGGCAGGAAGCGCCUCAGCAUGCGGAUCAGGAGCCGUCGUGAAUCACAUCGAUCUAUCGCCGAAUUUCGCCGGGGUUCUGCUCGGUAUAAUCAACACCAGCGGCACUUUCGUUUCCAUCACAGGACCUCUGGCGGUCCAAGUCAUCGUCACGGACGAGACGGAUAAAGACCAAUGGAAGAUCAUAUUCUGCAUUGCAGCAGCGGUGUAUGUAAUGCCUUGGGUAAUAUACACGAUAUUCGCUUCGGCAGAAGUUCAGAAAUUCGAUGGUUCCCCAUCGGAGAACAUCAUCGAAAGGAAGGAAAGACUCAAGAAACAUUCUGUGAUAUCUAUAAUGUCUAUGUGA